Molecule: messenger RNA, 789 nt
Organism: Dovyalis caffra
Lineage: Eukaryota; Viridiplantae; Streptophyta; Magnoliopsida; Malpighiales; Salicaceae
Source: the annotation of a GenBank genome assembly
AUGACAGAGACUUAUAGCUUCAGAGCAUCACCUAUAAAUAGUAAUGGAAUUGGGCAAGAUUUCUCACCCUCAAAACUUGAAAAAUUUGAAGGUAGAGAUAGUCUAGUCGCAAUGAAGGGUGAUCAUUUGCUUGUAGCUUUUGCAUUCUGGGUUUUGGCUUCCUCAUUUGCAUCUGCCUAUGACCCUAGCCCUCUCCAGGAUUUCUGUGUCGCGAUAAAUGACACCAAGUCUGCUGUGUUUGUGAAUGGGAAGUUCUGCAAGAACCCAAAGCUUGCCAUCGCAAAUGAUUUCUCCUUUUCAGGGCUCAACAUUCCCAGAAACACUGGGAAUCAAGUUGGAUCAAAUGUAACUCUCUUGAAUGUCGAUCAAAUACCAGGGCUUAAUACUCUUGGCUUAUCUCUGGCUCGUAUAGACUAUGCAGCAUAUGGAGGCUUGAACCCACCCCACAUUCACCCUCGUGCAUCAGAGAUCCUACUAGUUUUGGAGGGCACACUUUAUGCUGGUUUUGUCACGUCAAAUCCAGAUAAUCGCUUUAUCACAAAAGUCUUAAACCCAGGAGACGUUUUCGUGUUUCCGUUAGGCCUCAUUCACUUUCAGUUCAAUGUUGCAAAGACCAAUGCAGUUGCCAUUGCUGCUCUGGGCAGCCAAAAUCCCGGUGUCAUCACUGUUGCAAAUGCAGUCUUUGGAUCUAAUCCGCCCAUUAAUCCUGAUGUUCUCGCCAAGGCGUUCCAAUUGGAAAAGAAUAUAGUGAAUGAUCUUCAAAAAAAGUUUGGAGGGAAUAACAAAUAG